AUGGAAAAGCUUUUCUUGCCUCUUCUGAUGCUUGGCACCAUGGCGAAAGCUCAGCACUGCCCCGGCCGUUGCAUCUGCCAGAACAUCUCCCCGACGCUGACCAUGCUGUGCGCCAAGACGGGCCUCCUGUUUGUGCCGGCCACCAUCGACCGGCGCACGGUGGAGCUGCGCCUGACGGACAACUUCAUCACCGUCAUCCGCCGGAAGGACUUCUCCAACAUGACCAACUUGGUGCACCUCACCCUCUCGCGCAACACCAUCAGCCAGAUCCUGCCCUACGCCUUUGCUGACCUGCGUGCCUUACGGGCCCUCCACAUGAACAGCAACCGGCUGGCCAUCCUGAAGCACGAGCACUUCCGGGGACUGACCAACCUCCGGCACCUCAUCCUGGGGAACAACCAGAUCAGCCACAUCGAGGCCUCCUGCUUCGACGAGUUCCUCUCCACGGUGGAGGACCUGGACCUCUCCUACAACAACCUGGAGGCCUUGCCCUGGGAGGCCAUCGGCCAGAUGGUCAGCCUCAACACCCUCACGCUGGACCACAACCUCAUCGACCACAUUGCGGAGGGCACUUUCUCCCAGCUGCAGAAGCUGGUCAGGCUGGACAUGACCUCCAACCGGCUGCAGAAGCUGCCUCCGGACAACCUCUUCCUGAGGGCCGAAGUGCUGGCCAACGUCCGUGGGACUCACCCGUCCACCUUGACCAUCAGCUUUGGAGGCAACCCGCUGCACUGCAACUGCGAGCUCCUCUGGCUGCGGAGGCUGACGCGGGAGGACGACCUGGAGACUUGCGCCUCCCCGGAACACCUGAUGGAUAAGUAUUUUUGGUCGAUCCCCGAGGAGGAGUUCAUCUGCGAACCGCCCCUCAUCACCCACCAGUAUUCCAGCAAGGCCUUCAUCAUGGAAGGCCAGGGGGUCAGCCUGAAGUGCAAGGCCGUGGGGGAUCCGGAACCUUCCAUCCACUGGAUCGCGCCCGACGGCAAACUAAUCCACAACACCACCCGGGCCACCGUCUACGAGAACGGCACGCUGGACAUCUUCAUCACCACCUUGAAGGACAACGGGCUCUUCACCUGCAUCGCCUCCAAUGCGGCCGGGGAGGCCACAGGCCCCAUGGAAGUCUGCAUUGUUCCUCUGCCCCUGCUGGUCAACAACACCGGCCACAUGAAAGAGCCGGACCCCGGAUCCUCCGACAUCACCACCUCUGCCAAAUCAGGCUCCAACGAAACCAAGAAUCACCAGGACAGGAAGAUCCUCGCGGCGGAACUGACCUCGACGUCCGUGGUCAUCCACUGGCCGUCCGAACGGCACAUCCCGGGUAUCCGCAUGUACCAGAUCCAGUACAACAGCUCCUUGGAUGACUCCUUGGUCUACAGGUGA
Thamnophis elegans (Western terrestrial garter snake) is the source of this 1380-nucleotide messenger RNA. Its product is annotated as leucine-rich repeat and fibronectin type III domain-containing protein 1-like. Gene Ontology annotation, molecular function: protein binding. The transcript has a single exon. The record is from RefSeq and is a predicted model, not a curated record. Bases 1 to 1380 code for a protein of 459 amino acids. Lineage: Eukaryota; Metazoa; Chordata; Lepidosauria; Squamata; Natricidae.